This is a messenger RNA of Eruca vesicaria subsp. sativa (arugula), 1298 nucleotides long. The record is from the annotation of a GenBank genome assembly. NCBI's taxonomy places the organism in Eukaryota, Viridiplantae, Streptophyta, Magnoliopsida, Brassicales, Brassicaceae.
AUGGGUCUCACUUCUCUUCAAGCUUGCAUGGAUUCUGAUUGGCUCCAGGAAGCUGAGUCAUCAGGAGGAAGCAUGUUAGACUCUACAACGCUUUCUCCAUCAGCAGCCGAUAUACUAGCUGCUUGUAGCACUAGACCACAAGCCUCAGCCGUGGCUGUAGCCGCCGCGGCUAUGAUGGACGGUGGAAGGAGGCUGCGUCCACCUCACGACCAUCCUCAAAAGUGUCCUCGCUGUGAGUCAACACAUACUAAGUUCUGUUACUACAACAACUAUAGCCUCUCUCAGCCACGUUACUUCUGCAAAACUUGUCGCCGUUACUGGACCAAAGGCGGCACUCUAAGGAAUAUUCCGGUAGGUGGUGGUUGCCGGAAAAACAAGAAACCCUCUUCCUCUAAUACAUCAUCCUCCAAAAAGCCCUCCAGUGACCUUAUGGCUUUAGCACAUUCUCAUCAAAAUUACCAAAAUGGCUCUCUAGGGUUUUCACAUUUUGGUGGGAAUGGGAUGAUGGGGUCUUACACAACUCCUGAUCAUAGUAACGUUGGUUUCUUGGAGAGCAAGUAUGGCGGUUUGUUUUCGCAGAGCCCUAGAUCUAUUGAUUUCUUGGACAGUAAGUUUGAUCUUAUGGGAAUGAACAAUAACAAUCUUGUCAUGGUUGAUCAUGGAAGUAACGUAGAUCAUCAACACAUUCAUCAAAUGGGUCUUAACAACAACAAUGGUGGUGGUCUCAUGGAUAUCUCUACAUGCCAAAGACUUAUGUUAAAUAAUUAUGACCAUCAUCAUUACAACCAUCAUGAAGAUAAUAAUCAAAGGGUAACAUCAAUAAUGGAUGUGAAGCCAAGUCCAAAGCUGUUAUCGCUUGAUUGGCAACAAGAGCAAGGCUACUCAGAGGGUAGCGGCAACGGGGGUGGAGGGAGAUCUGACGGUGGUGGAUACGGUGGUGGCGGUUAUAUCAAUGGCUUAGGUUCGUCGUGGAAUGGUUUGAUGAAUAUUGGUUAUGGAUCAUCCACUAAAACAAACUCCUUGGUUUAAUAAAUUCAUUUUAGAACUUUUGUUCUUGUCUUCAUCAACUAGUAGUAGUAUAGUGGAGAAGCAAUUAAAUUAGUAUAUGGGGUUGUUUAAUUAGCCAGUUUUACUUUCGUGAUUGUCUGCUGAUUACGAGAUGAUUAGGGAGUUCAGAGAUAUUUUUAUUUUUGUGUGUGUUUGUGUGGUUGAUGACCUGUAAUGUUUCUUGUUAUAUAUAAAUAGCCCCAUUCUAUUAACUUGGUUUACAAAAACUAUUUAACUGUUUUGUGUGUUUU